CUUUGUACAGCUCUCACAUCGCUAAUGCUAUCGGCAAGCAGUAGGGCUCGGAGUGGAUAACUUGGAAAACGACUUGCCUAACAGGCAUUUGAGGUCUGUAAGCUCUUCCGUGAGUAGACAUAACGUCAGGUACAGUACAGUGAGUGCCAAAAUCCCCAAUAAGAUACAUACAAUGUGGCUUGGCACAUACCAAUAGAGUAAGAGUAAGUCUUUGGCGUCGUUGCCAUGCAGAGCAUUGUUAGUUUAGCUAUCUCUUCGCCCGGGCACAGGAUCCUUCAACCAUGAGGGUGGGUUUCACCCACCGCAUCCGAGGAUUUAUAAGCAUAUCAACUUGAGAUCUUUCACAACAUCUGCGUCUGUUAGCAUUGUUGGAAGCUCGCCAUCAUUGCGUCUGAAGCCCGGUACCCUUGCGGCUCCUGAAGACAUCAGAAUUAAGUAGACAUACCGAAAUAUAGCAUCAACGGGGGUAAUUUCGGUAACGCAAUGGCAGAGCCAUCAACGAUAGAGACCAUGGCCUCCCACCGACUGACAGGUGAUGAGAAGCCGGCGCCAUUGGACCUCAGUCACCACUACUCGGUGGUCACCAAGCGGCGACUGCCGUCCCAGAUCAAAAGAGCGUACAAGUUCUUCCAGAUCCCAGGCAUCCUGAACGCUGCCGGCGGCCUCCCCAACGUGGACUUCUUCCCCUUUGAUACUCUCGAAGCGCAGGCGGCCAAGCCGGAGAGAUGGACGCCCUCACCGAACGAUCCCGGCGAGGCCGCGCUAUCGUCGUCCUCCUCCUCGCCCUCGGACCCCAGGGCAGCCACGCACAUUGCCGUACCCAAGGUCGUCAAUGAACCCGACCCCCUCAAGAAGAUCGACCUCGCCACGGCUCUGCAGUACGGACUCGCCCAGGGGUACCCGCCCCUGUUUUCCUGGGUCCGCCAGUUCACACGCGAGCACCUCCACCCGGACACGCCCUACCGUGGCGGGCCCGAUGUCGUUCUGACCUGCGGUGCGACCGACGGCUUUUCCAAAGCGCUGAACCUGUUCGUCGACCAGUGGACCGAGGGCAUCAAUGAGGCCAGCGAACGCCCCGGCCUUCUCUGCGAGACCUUCUCGUACAGCAAUGCGCUAGACCAGGCGCGGCCGCUGGGCGUGCAGAUCGUUCCCGUCAAGGCGGAUGCUGGCGGCAUGGCAGUGGAGGGGCCCGGAGGGCUGGAGGAUGUCCUGGCCAACUGGGAUCCCUCCAGGGGGAAGAGGCCGCAUCUCAUGUACACCGUCACACUCGGCCACAACCCCACGGGCAGGGUCAUCUCUCUUGAGCGCAAGAGAGAGAUCUAUGCCGUCUGCAGCAAGUACGACGUCAUCAUCGUGGAGGACGAGCCGUACUGGUACCUCCAGUUCCCCUCCGCCGCCGCCGAAGAAGCCCAAUCCCGCGGGCUGCCCCCUCCUCCCGCGGCGCAGCCGCACAAGCCCGCCCACUCCUCCGGCUACGCCUUUCUCGACUCGCUCACCCCAUCCUUCCUCAGCAUCGACAGCGACGGCCGCGUCGUCCGCCUCGACACCUUCUCCAAAACGGUCGCGCCCGGCUGCCGUCUCGGCUGGAUCACCGCGCAGCCCGCCCUCGCGGAGCGCCUCCAGCGGAUCAACGAGCAGACCACCCAGCAGCCGUCGGGCUUUGUGCAGAGCCUCAUCUCUGAGCUCGUCCUCGGGCCCCCCUCCUCCUCCCCCUCCCCGCAGCAACAUUCCGCCCGCUCCGCCUUCUCCCUCCUCCGCACCGCGCGCGAAAAGGCCGCUUUCAAAGGCUGGGACAUGGCCGGCUGGGUGCGCUGGCUCGAGGGCCUGCGCGGGUCCUACGAGCGGCGGAUGGUGCGCAUGUGCCGCAUCCUGGACGCCGGCGCCCGCCUCGUCACCUCCUCCCCCAUCCCUGGCGACGAUGCCACCAUCGCCAUCCACUCCGCGCCCUUGUACACCUACACCUGGCCGCGCGGAGGCAUGUUCAUCUGGCUGCGUGCGCAUCUCGAGUCGCACCCGCUAUGGAACGCCACCACGCGAAACCCGAAGCUCCCCAUGCUGGACGGUCCUGCGCUCUCCACGGCGCUGAUGGUGUGGCUGACGACGAAGCCGUACCUGGUGCUGGUUGCGACAGGGUCCAUGUUCAGUUCUGAUGAGCAGAUCCGCGAGGUCGAAGGGUGGGCGUACUACCGCAUCUGCUUCGCCGCCGAGGCCGAGGAGAACAUCGAUCGCGCGGCGCACAGGUUUGUCCAGGGCGUGCAUGCCUUCUGGGAGGUCGAGGAUGUAAAGGUCGUUGAGCGGUUGUUGGAGGAGCUGGAGACGCAGGCGAACGGGAAUGCCGAAGACCUUGGGGCUGCGGAUGACGAGGUGAGUAAGCUGGGAUGGUACAUGGGGUGCUGAUUAAGUGUUGCUGAUUCAUACGGUGGGGUGUUCGCUAUCUUUUUUCCCCUUUUGUUCAUCUCGGUGUAUGUAUUUCUCGCCAAAACAACCCGGCGCCUGGCUAGAGUUCAUAUGAAACGGGAAUGAGCGGAUGCCAAU
This is a messenger RNA of Chaetomium strumarium, 2535 nucleotides long. Its product is annotated as pyridoxal phosphate-dependent transferase. Lineage: Eukaryota; Fungi; Ascomycota; Sordariomycetes; Sordariales; Chaetomiaceae. Gene Ontology annotation, molecular function: pyridoxal phosphate binding; transaminase activity. Gene Ontology annotation, biological process: biosynthetic process. The transcript is spliced from 3 exons. The record is from RefSeq and is a predicted model, not a curated record. Bases 484 to 2397 code for a protein of 637 amino acids.